AUGCGCUCUCUUCCCCUUGCUUUAUCGUCUCUUCUUCUUUUUCCAGGAAUCUUUGGAGCUUCAACUUUAUCUUCCAAGCACGCCAAGCAUGUGAGACACAAAGGUUGUGUCAAUAGCCCCUCAAACCGGGCGUGCUGGAGUGACGGGUUUGACAUUUCUACCAACUAUUACGAGAAGGUACCUGAUACUGGUGUGGUUCGCGAGUACUGGUUCAAUGUUGAGAAUACCACUGCGGGCCCAGAUGGGGUUGAAAUGCCGGUUCAACUCAUCAACGGUUCUUUCCCGGGCCCAACCAUCAUAGCUGAUUGGGGUGACACUGUCGUUGUGCAUGUGACGAACUCGCUACAGAACAACGGCACUGGCCUACAUUUUCAUGGCAUUCGUCAAAACUGGACAGAUGCCAUGGAUGGUGUCCCCAGUAUUACUCAAUGUCCAAUUGCACCCGGGGAUUAUUUUACAUACCGCUGGCGUGCAGUUGAGUAUGGCACUGGCUGGUAUCACUCUCAUUUCUAUGUUCAAGCUUGGGACGGCGUGUUUGGUGGAAUUCAGAUCAAUGGCCCAGCAACCGCAAACUACGAUAUCGAUCUCGGACACGUCUUUCUAAAUGAUUGGUAUCAUGCCACCGCUGAUCAGCUCGUCCUUCAAGCCUCCACUGGAGGACCCCCCACAGCCCCAAACGGUCUUAUCAAUGGAACAAACACCUGGGGAACCAAAGGUUCUCGCUUUUCAACAACCUUUGAGGCUGGCAAAAGAUACCGGAUGCGAUUGGUCAAUGCUGCAGCUGAUCAGCAUUUCCGUUUCAUGAUUGACAAACACGACCUUGAGGUCAUCGCGACUGACUUUGUGCCCAUUGUACCUUAUAAUACAACAGACCUGAGUAUUGGUAUGGGUCAACGAUACGAUGUCAUUGUCACUGCAAAACAAUUGACGAGUGGAAACUUCUGGCUAAGGGCUAUUCCCCAGUCGGCUUGCUCAGAGACCGAUGCAACCGACAAGGUCAAGGGUAUCAUUCGCUACGACAACUCUUCCACUGCGGACCCUACCACCUCGGCAUAUAGUUACACUGACUCUUGUGCCGACGAGGAUCCAGCAAAUAUAGUCCCUUACCUCCCCAUCAACGCAUCUAGCACGUAUGCCUAUGGCGAGGAUGAGAAUGUCGAAGUUCAGGUCACUGAUAACGCCCUCCUUUGGCUGAUGAAUAAGACUUCCCUCCACACACAAUGGGAAUACCCAUCUCUUCUCCAAAUCUCCGAAGGGAACAGGACGUGGUUGGCUAAGCAGCGCGUCAUUCACCUGCCUAGUGCAGACGAAUGGGUAUACAUGGUUAUCCAUUCUCCAUUCGCCCAGGAUCACCCCAUGCAUCUUCACGGACAUGAUUUCUGGGUCCUCGGCUCUGGAUAUGGAAACUUUGAUACUUCCAUGACCAGUAGCCUCACCUUGGUCAACGCGCCGCGAAGAGAUGUUGUUAUGCUGCCUGCGAGUGGAUAUGUGGUGAUUGCCAUGAAGACUAACAACCCUGGUGUCUGGCUCAUGCAUUGUCAUAUUGCGUGGCAUACCUCCGAGGGCUUUGCCGUCCAACUACUAGAACGAAUCACGGACAUUACAUUCGAUCAUGACUCGCUUAACUCCACUUGCGCAAAUUGGAAGAGCUAUGUCGCUGCGAAGGAUGUUAACCAGUAUGACUCAGGUGUUUAA
Messenger RNA from Penicillium cataractarum, 1695 nucleotides. Its product is annotated as extracellular dihydrogeodin oxidase/laccase. The transcript is spliced from 4 exons. The coding region runs from base 1 to 1695 and encodes 564 amino acids. Gene Ontology annotation, molecular function: oxidoreductase activity; copper ion binding. NCBI's taxonomy places the organism in Eukaryota, Fungi, Ascomycota, Eurotiomycetes, Eurotiales, Aspergillaceae. The record is from RefSeq and is a predicted model, not a curated record.